This is a messenger RNA of Cutaneotrichosporon oleaginosum, 1496 nucleotides long. RefSeq lists its product as uncharacterized. NCBI's taxonomy places the organism in Eukaryota, Fungi, Basidiomycota, Tremellomycetes, Trichosporonales, Trichosporonaceae. The record is from RefSeq and is a predicted model, not a curated record.
CCCUUCUUGACGGCUGGUUCCCGUGGCUGUUUGUGGAACCGCUUGGACGAUGCGAUGACGUCUCCCAAGGUUACAUACGGCUGCUUAGCGCAAUGCGCACCAGCCUCGCCAUGUACUCUCGAAUCUACAACCAGGCCCGCGAGCUACAGCCCAAGACGUUCGCCCCGCGCACCGAGGGAACUCGCAUCGUUUACGGCCUGCAGAUAAUCGGCGUCAUUUGGCACGUAUUUGCUAUGGCUGAAGAUGAAGGCAAAUUUGUGAGUGUUGGAAUGUCUGGAUGCAGAGCUCUGACUCCUGCCUGUGGCGACCAUCUGGAGCGGCAGAGUUGAGGAGCCACGACACAUGACACAGGCGACGGCCAUUAUCCGUCAGAUUGGAGCCGAGGCCAAGCCUCGCCUCCGCGCCGUGCGCAACUGGUUGACCUGCGUCCUCACCGAGCCCAGAGAUCCCAGACCAGCAGUUGCGCUUGGACCAGGUAUCGCUCACCUCAACCUUUCCCCUGGUAUCCCCAUCCCCGACCUUACUGAUCAGCUCGAUACGCCAGAGUCGGCUACGCCUCCUUGCCUGGACCCCCACCCCAACACUCCCCUGCAGACUCGCUAUCAGUCCCCCGAGCCGUCAUGGAAGCCAUGGGUUGAGCCGUUCCGGCCCUCCGUUCCGGUCGAUCGAGCUUCCUCUGGCCGCACUGCAUGCAACCCCGUCAAGUCUAAUGAAAAUAUCCUCGCCCCGACGCCCCGCCAACCUCCCGUUGUGAUGGAGGCGUGGCGCACGUCCCUUCCGUUCGAGCACUGGCGCCCUACGCCCUCGCCGUUCGACUACACUACGGCUUAUCAGCAUUCGUGGCCUCUGCCUUCCGAGAGUACGGCGAAUCAGAGAAUGUCAGGCUUGGGCAUAACUCAUCCGUCGUUGUGGCCGUCGUCUCGCCACAACCCGACCUCUUCCAUCGCUGCGUUGAAGCGCCUGACAUUGGAUCUCGCGCCUCACGCGGGUGCAUCGCUCACCCACUCCGCUACACAAGUUCAGUCACAGGACGCAUGUCGCAACCCCUCACCCCGCCGCAACGACCGUGUCCGUUCCCCUUUGUCCAUGUACAUGGCCUACUGAGCCACUAGAAACGUCUUUGAGGAACAGUCGCGAGACGGACAGUGCAUGUGUAUCGUGAACACUUGGCGCUUGUAGAUGACCACAGUUCCAUGCAUAAGGUGUUUGUAUCACGCGCGACGAGAAUCAGUGGGUCAGUUGGUAUCAGUAGCACGCGUCAGUCCCUUGUCGACUGCAACAACCACGCCACGUCGCAGGCAAUGGUGUUGGGUUUGAUAAAGUGCGUCCGGGUAACACGCCGUGCUCACUUUGGUUUCGAAAAGAACAUGCUGCCGUCAGGAUCUGCAACGAAUUACCAGGCAAAGACGUUUCCGCUGCCGUACGCUGUGGGCUCGAUGCCCCGAUCGCGCGUGGGCCACGUUUGCGGUGUGCAGGCGAGCAUAUACACCGGACUC